AUGAACACUAAGUACGAUUGCAUGCUUGCAUUGGUUUUCAUAAAGCAUCAAGGAAACAUGUCUGCUCUAUUUAAUCUCCAAGGACUUCUAACCGUCAUUUUGCUUUUCAUUUGCACUUGCACCUACAUCAAGAUGAAGUUUCCCACGCUUUUCGAUCGGGGCCAGAUGCCAGGCAAGCACGAAGGUUUGGGUGGUUUGUGUUGGAAGGCUUCACGUAUUGGGGAACGAAAGAGUCCAUAUGUGGCUGGUGCGCUUGUUUUGAUGGCCGUACAUACUCUGUUUUUUACCUAG
Molecule: messenger RNA, 291 nt
Organism: Plasmopara halstedii
Lineage: Eukaryota; Oomycota; Peronosporomycetes; Peronosporales; Peronosporaceae
Exons: 2
Coding region: 1-291 (96 amino acids)
Biological process (GO): protein secretion; intracellular transport
Source: RefSeq, a predicted model, not a curated record